This is a messenger RNA of Cherax quadricarinatus, 3628 nucleotides long. Lineage: Eukaryota; Metazoa; Arthropoda; Malacostraca; Decapoda; Parastacidae. The record is from RefSeq and is a predicted model, not a curated record.
GCAAUAAUGAACUUGAAGAUUGUAAACAAUAACAUUGUGGAGAAGAUCAUCAUAGUUAUCAUAUUUAUUUCAUCCUUUCAUCAUCCAGUGAUUUAAUAAGCCAUAUAAAUGACAGAAACAUUGCAGAUAUAUAGUUUCAGCAGUGUGCAACAUAAUGUACACUCUCAGAAUUAGUCACCCUGCCUUGAUGGGAUGCGGCUGGUUUCAUGAAAAAACAAAAUAUAAAAUAAACAUGAACUUUCAUAUAGGAGAAAAAAAUUAUCAGUGUUCAAAAUGUCUGAAAUUUUUUUUAACAAAAUCAUCUCUAAUAAAUCAUUUGAGAGCACAUACAGGAGAGAAACCAUAUCAGUGUUUGGAGUGUCUCAAGGCCUUUUCUAAAAAGUGUAAUCUAAUUAAUCAUCUGAGAGUUCAUACAGGAGAGAAGCCAUAUCGGUGUUUGGAGUGUCAAAAGGCCUAUCAACAUAAAUCAUCUCUAAUAAAUCAUCUGAGAGUUCAUACGGGAGAAAAACCAUACCAGUGUUCUGUCUGUUUGAAGACUUUCUCAUUGAAAAAAAGUCUAAUAACGCACCAGAGAUUUCAUACAGGUGAAAAAUGUCACCAAUGUGUCGAGUGUCGAAAGGAUUUUUCAACAAAAUUCAAUCUAAUAAAACAUAUGAAACUUCAUACUGGACAGAAACCAUAUCAGUGCUCCGAGUGUCCAAAGGCUUUUUCAGAAAAAUCAAGUCUAAUAAAACACCUGAGAGUUCAUACAGGAGAAAAACCUUUUCAUUGUUUAGAGUGUCUAAAGACCUUUUCACAAAAAUCACAAUUAAUACAACACAUGAGAGUUCAUACAGGAGAGAAACCAUAUCGGUGUUCAGUGUGUCUAAAGGCUUUUUCAGGUAUAUCAAGUUUAAUAAAACACUUGAAAGCUCAUGUUGGAGAUAAACCACAUCAGUGUUCAGAAUGUCAAAAGGCCUUUAUAGAUAAAUCAGAUCUAAUAAAUCACCAAAGAGUGCAUACUGGAGAGAAACCAUAUCAGUGUUCAGAGUGCCUAAAGGUCUUCUCAAAAAAAUCAGAUCUAAAUGUUCACUUGAGAGUUCACACAGGUGAUAAACUUUAUCGGUGUUCAGAGUGUCUAAAGGCUUUUACAAAAAAAUCAUACCUUAUAAAGCACGUCAGAGUUCAUACUGGAGAAAAACCAUAUCAAUGUUCAGAGUGUCUAAAGACCUUUUCAAGCAAAUCAGCACUAACAAAACACAUGAGAGUUCAUACAGGAGAGAAACCAUAUCAGUGUUCAAAAUGUCUAAAAGCAUUUUCAGAGAGGUCAAGUUUAAGGAAACACUUAAAAGUUCAUUUAGGUGAUAAACCAUAUCAGUGUUCAGUGUGUCUAAAGGCCUUCAUAGAAAAAUCAAGUCUAACACAGCACCUGAGAGUUCAUACUGGAGAGAAACCUUAUCAGUGUUCAAAAUGUGUGAAGGCCUUUUCAAAAAAAUCUAAUUUAACUACACAUUUAAGAAUUCAUACAGGAGAUGAACCUGACUUAGAUCCAGUGCUGGGCUGCAGGACUGUUGAAAUUCAGUAAUUGAAACUUGCCUCAGGUAUAACUCACCAUCAUAAGAAAAAGAAAAUCUAACUUUCAGUUUUGAGAUUGAUUCGUCAGUUCAUUAAUUAUGGUUAACUUUUGCCAUGUCUAUACAGUGGACCCCGGUUAACGAUAUUUUUACACUCCAGAAGUAUGUUCAGGUGCCAGUACUGACCGAAUUUGUUCCCAUAAGAAAUAUUGUGAAGUAGAUUAGUCCAUUUCAGACCCGCAAACAUACAUGUACAAACGCACUUACAUAAAUACACUUACAUAAUUGGUCGCAUUCGGAGGUAAUCGUUGUGCGGGGGUCCACUGUAUAUUCUUCCUUGAGGACUGUAUCAUUGAAUUAUCAUUGGUGAUUUGAUAAAGAAUAAAUAUGCUUAGUUUUCUUUCUUUCAAAUUGUUAUGAAACCACAGUAAAAUAAAUUUUAAUUGUUAAAGAACCAAAAAUAAAUUUUUAUUCUGUUUCAUCAUAUGAAAAUGAAAAUAUUUAUUUUCAUAAAGUAGGGAUGGGACAACACCAAAUUUUUGCAGAUACUGAUGCUCAGGUUUAGCCAAUUCAGAUCCCAUCAAAGUUAGCCGAUAGUGGUACCAAUGACAAAAAUGACCAAUAUUUUUCUGUUACUGAUAUUCUGUUUUAGACCCAUAUCAGCACAGAAAUUGGCUGAUACCCACCAAUACUGAUACUUAAAGUACUUUAUUCAUUUAAUAUAAGAAUACCUGGAGAGAGUUCCGGGGGUCAACGCCCCCGUGGCCCGGUACUGUGACCAGGCCUAAUGGUGGAUCAGAGCCUGAUCAACCAGGCUGUUACUGCUGGCUGCAUGCAAUCCAACGUACGAGCCACAGCCCGGCUGGUCAGGUACCAACUUUAGGAGCUUGUCCAUAUUUAACCAUUUCAGUAUCAUACGUAGAUCUAUGUUACUGAAGCCAGAGCUAAUGUAUAUCUAUGGCAUGAAUUCUACCAGCUUUAAAUUUGGCACAAGAGGUCUGAUAGACCUACCAGGCCUUGUACCAAAUUUGAAGCUGGUAGAAUUUAUGCCAUAGAGCUUCGUUAAUGACUCUGGCUUCAGUGAUGUAGAUCUAUGCAGUGUGUGCAGUAUACAAAAAAAUUAGGGUUUCCCUAAAGUGCAUUGUGGGAACACCAUAAUUAGUACAGCUUAAUCACCAUGCAGCACACAUACAAAGGCUGGAAGGCAUGGCCCACACUCAAUAACACAACAGCUCACAGCUGCCUCCACAACACCCACACAACCAAUGCAACCAACCACUAAUAUUCAGCAACCACCAGAUUGCAUCUGGGAUUGACAGGAAGAUGCAAAUUUUGUUCCCAAUCACCAACAGUUUGAUGACACACACUGUAGAAUUCAUCUCAGCUGUAACCUCAGGAAUGACACGAGUGAAAUUGUACUGUUUAAAAUAUAUUUCAAUGUAUCCCUGAUUCAAAUUAUAGUGAGGGGAAAGCUGCAGAUACUUCCAGUAUAAAAUGACAAGCACAUUAUUUUCCCCACUGUGGCAUGCAAAAAGUAUGUAACCUUUAUUCGACGCAUGUACACACCCUCAUUUACAGGCUAUCUCCCCCAACCAGCGAACCAGGGACUAAGGGUUGACGAUGGGGCCCCGUCGUUCAAUCAGUACCCAGGUUCCAGCCAAUGAGAAGAUGGUUUUGGCAAUCGCAGAGGUGAUGUGGGUGCCACUCGCCUAUCUGCCCUUGUCAUUCCCAUUCUAGAGCUGGUUGAAGCAUGGUCUGCUUUCUAGUGGCUUCUAUUCUGCCUUGCUUACCGUGGAGUGCACUAAUACCUAUUGUUGUACAUAGUGUACAUACUUCUGUUCUAAAUUUGUGAAGGAUAAUAUCAGUCAAAAGUUUUUCUGCUGUGUUUAUUUUGCUCCCUUUACACCCAGGAUAACAGGCCUUUAGGACUCCUGGGUUGUAAUACCCACAAUCAUGGCUAUGCCAAUUCAAAGACACAGCUGUACCUCUGUUGUAUCUCUUCUUUGUCACAGUAAUGCUUAUGCCACAUGUGUAAGUGCAAUAUCAUACUGGUCAACUGACUGCCUAAUUUGUAU